CCAGGGAUGGGGCAUCCACAACCUCUCUGGGCAACCUGUUCCACUGCGUCACAACCCUCUGUGUGAAAACGUGAACUUUUAUCGAAUGCAAGUUCUUCUUCUUGCUGUACAUGCCUGGGGCUGUGUGCCGUGGCCAGAGAGACCUGAUGGGGUCCAUGGGAAGAUGUGGCCAAGGCCCCAGUGAUUGGUGUGAAACACUGACGCCAAGCACACGAGGUGUGGGGAACAGAGUGGGCAGUGGCACUGGGAAAAGCCCAGAAACUUGUGAAACUUGUGCUGGUGCUGGAAUACGUGCUGCAGGUGAGGAUCGCUCAUUGUGAUGACCCAGCAAUGCACUGUGGCAUCACUGUGCAAUGGGCAAUGAUGUCCCCAAAUGAAGGUGGAGUGAAGGCGACGCCCAGCAGCUUGGCCAAGCCAUGCUUUGAGACAUCUCCAGGCAAUGGAUUGUGACUCCAUAGUCCACAGAUCUUUGAACGUGGGUGCAGGCUCAGCCCAGCAGUUCGUGCCUGGCCUCCGACCGAGCGUGUGUGCGAGGACUGGAGUGUGGACAGGGCGAGUUUUGGUGCUGGAACGUGCUCUGGGUGCUGCUAGCGCAGCUCUCAGCGGCCGUCUCAGAGCCACUUUUCUUUACCCCGACCCUGCUGGGAGCAGGCAGACGGGACAUCCCAGAGAGGCGCGUGCAGCAGCAUAGCGUGACACCUGCUGCUGCAGCGCCAGUGCUGGGGAGCGCGUUGCCAUCUCCCGCUCCCCCCAGCCCACCGCACCUGGUGGAAGCAUGGAGGCAGCAUUAGACACCCGCUGCCCCGUGUGCCUGGACAACUGGGACAGCGUGGCGUACGCCAUGCCGUGCUGCCACCAGUUCUGCUUUCCCUGCAUCCAGCGGUGGACGAGCACCAGGCCCCAGUGUCCGCUUUGCAAACAGGGUGUGUGGUCCAUCAUCCACACCACGCGAGCGGACGGCAAGUACAAGGAGCUGGUCCUCAGACCGGCUGCAGUGGCAUCCGUUGCCACUCGGCGCCCCGCAGGUCCCCGGGCAGCCCGACCAUGGCCUGCAGUGCCCAGGCGUCCUGCGGGCGGCCUCUCCCGUGACACCUGGGCUUCCAUCUUCCGGGAGAACCCAGCCCUGCUGCGGCCCCUGCGCUCCUGGCUGCAACGGAAGCUGCGCCGCAUCCUGGGCACCGAGGAACCACAGGCAGAUACGCUGGCCAACAGCGUCAUCUCGGCCCUGCUCCUCGUCGGCUUGGAGCAGGAGAUCCUGGUAGAGAGGCUGGAUCUCCACCUGCACGGCCAAACUGGGAACUUUGUAAGGCAGUUCAUCGCCUUCACCGUGCAGAAGUAUGGCAGGGAGGCUCAGCGCUUGCUGGGCCUCAACGUCACCCCUGCUGCUGGGGCACAGGAGACCAACACGUCAUCAGAGCCCACAGCUGCCCCACAGCAGGAGGCUCCUGUCUCUGGCCCAGCGCUCUCCAGCAGCCCUGCCAGCUCCACCAGGGAUGAAAUCCCGGGCAGGACAGGAGGAGAACUCACUGGGCAUCCCAGCUGCCCACAUGACAACCCUGUGGAGGUCAGCAUGGAGCAGGCAGUGCCUCACGAGGAGCCAGGACAGCCUGUGGCAGGGCCCUCUGGCUACAGCCUUCUUCAGCAGUCCCGGCGAGCCCUGAAGAGGAAGGCCAGCGAUUGCCAGGCCUCAGCAUCGCCAAAGAAGAGGCCACCCAGCCGGCAGCAAUAGAACAGCGGCUGAGCUGAUGAGACUGGGGCCGGGCAGCAGCUGGGACACACGCCAGCCCCAAUGGACCCUUGCCAUCGGUGUCCAAUUCCACCAUGCAAAUAAACUAGAAAGAAAAACUGCAAAAAUAUGUGUUGGCAUUGUUAACAGCACAGCCGUUGUUGCUUCCUUGUCCUUGAUGCUUUCUCCCCUUUUUCCUGCUGCCAAGCCACUGCUGGCUCUGUUGCAGCCUAGAUAGGAACCCCAUGACAGGGGAAGGGCAAAUUUCUGCACCUGGCAGGAACAUCCCUGGAGCACAUGACAGCUGGGGUUAGCCGGCUGGAGCAGACCCAGGAGUCCUGCUGGACACCAGCCUGAAGCAGCAAGCAGCCCAGGCCACCUUGGUGAAUGGUCCUGGGCUGCAUGAGGCCAGGUGCUGCCAGUAGAUGAAGGGUGGUUAUCCUGCCCCUCUGCUCAGCUCUGAGGAGGCCACAGCUGGAGCGCUGGGCCCAGAUCCAGGCUCCCCAGCGCCAGGGGGACCAGGUGUUGCUCAUUUUGCAUGUCCAUAGCCCCAGCAGUGCAAACUGUCCCUGUCUCACCUGCCCAGGGCUUGCUGGGCUUGGUGGGAUGUGGUGUAUUUGGAGGGCUGGAGGGCUCCAUAUGAGGAGCAGGGCUUGUCUCGAGCCUGGGACAGGAACCUGUCCUCCACUCAUGUGUGAUGUGC
This is a messenger RNA of Meleagris gallopavo (turkey), 2429 nucleotides long. Lineage: Eukaryota; Metazoa; Chordata; Aves; Galliformes; Phasianidae. The record is from RefSeq and is a predicted model, not a curated record.